CUCUUUGCUUUCUGUUGUGUGUGCGUUAGCUUUCUGCUAAUACCAUCAGUGCUGCUCAAUAUACUGCAGACACUGUGCGCCUAUAAGCUGUUAACAAAUCUAGAAUGGAGAAGAACUAUCAAUUUUAUGGCGUUGAUGAAACCGCAGUUUUUAUAUGAAAACAAAAUGCUUGAUUUAAUGAUUCCAGGCUUGCAGCAUGUUAUCGAAGAGCUUGCAAAAGAAUAUGUUGUGGAAUUUUGCAAAUAGAAAACGUCCUCUGCUGGUUUUAUGGCAAUUAAGUUUCAAAACUCUGCAUUGAAGUUCCAAAGUUCGAAAUCCUGGCUGAUUCAGAUUGUAAAUCUCCAUCAGCUACUACUUCUUCCAUCGGGAUCCUGCCAAAACACUGAAAUUUCAGAGCCGUGGAGUUCGGAAAGGGAGAGACCCAUCCUGUGAGUAAAAGACAGUCUUCAUGGAUUAUGGUUAUUAGUUAGACCGUGUACGGUUUCAAGUUGAAUCUUGAGGUCUCUCUCUGUGAGUGACGUCUAGAGAGGGAGAGGCAACAGGUGAAAUGGGUCAAGAUGGGCUGAGAUCCUCUGGAAGUGGCGGAGGACUUUCGACAACGGCUGUAUCGAAUAGCGGAGGGAGAGGCCGUGGUUUUUUGCGCGGUUGGCCUGUUCAAAAUACUUUAAUCAACAUCAAGAUCAUGAUUCUCUGUGGAUUUCUGACCAUCGUCCUCCUCCUUGGAACAACCAGUAUUGGAAACUUUGGAAGCUCCAGUACCGACUCUGUCAAACCGAUUCUUGCCGAGAGCCCAUCUGGUUCGGAUCCAACCGACUUGGAUGAGCCGCCAAAAGCUGAGAUUAAUCCCAAUGUGACGUACACUCUCGGGCCCAGGAUCACAAACUGGGACAGUCAACGCAAGGUAUGGCUGAAUCACAACCCUGGUUUCCCUAGUAUUGUCAAUGGCAAAGCUCGAAUCUUGCUUCUUACCGGGUCUACCCCGGGACCCUGUGUUAAACCGGUUGGAGACUAUUACCUGUUGAAAUCAGUGAAGAACAAGAUUGAUUACUGUAGGCUUCACGGGAUAGAGAUUGUGUAUAACAUGGCGAAUCUGGAUGAGGAACUUGGAGGGUAUUGGACGAAACUGCCUAUGAUUAGGAGGUUAAUGUUGUCUCAUCCAGAAGUAGAAUGGAUUUGGUGGAUGGAUAGUGACGCUUUGUUCACUGAUAUACUGUUUGAGAUCCCUUUGUAUCGGUACGAGAAGCAUAACCUGGUGAUACAUGGUUAUCCGGACUUGUUGUUCAACCAAAAGUCAUGGGUUGCGUUGAACACAGGUGUUUUUCUGUUGAGGAAUUGUCAGUGGUCAUUGGAUUUGUUAGAUGCUUGGGCUCCAAUGGGACCAAAAGGGACGAUUCGAGAGGAAGCUGGAAAGAUACUGACUGCUUAUCUGAAAGGUCGGCCAGCAUUUGAGGCAGAUGAUCAAUCGGCGUUGAUAUAUCUCCUGCUUUCACAGAAGGAUAAAUGGAUGGAGAAGGUUUUUGUUGAGAACCAAUACUAUCUGCACGGGUUUUGGGAGGGUUUGGUUGAUAGGUAUGAAGAGAUGAUAGAGAAGUAUCAUCCGGGUUUGGGAGAUGAGAGAUGGCCCUUUGUGACACAUUUUGUGGGGUGCAAACCGUGUGGCAGCUACGCUGAUUACGCAGUCGAUAGGUGCUUCAAGAGCAUGGAGAGGGCUUUCAAUUUUGCGGAUAAUCAAGUGCUCGAGCUGUAUGGAUUUAGGCACAGGGGACUGUUGAGCCCCAAGAUUAAAAGGAUCAGAAACGAGACAGUAUCUCCUUUGGAGUUUGUAGACAAGUUUGAUAUCCGCAGAAGGCAUGCAGAAAUCAAAGCAUAGAAGCUAGGAGUGAAUCAUACACAGCUUGACGAGAUUUUUAGGGAAUGUAUAGGUAACAAGGAACACUCACAAACGCAAGUUGUUCCUUGUGCUUAUUUGUCUGCUCUUGUUUGGGAAAAGUUUUAGCUGCCAAAAUCUUUUUCCACUGAUGUUUUAUGUCAUUUCGAGUCAAUCUAUAUGGAGAAAUUUGAUACUUGCAAUUCUGCUUGUUACUCCACUUUUGGCAUGUCUGCCAUGUUAAAACUUGUUGGCAAUUGUCAGCUUUGAAGGAAAGAUUAGGACAAAUCAUGGAAAGCAAACUUGUGGUCACUUCAUUCCAGGAACAUCAAUGUGUUCUGUUGCUAGGUAUUGGCAUGACCAGGUUGGAGUCGGGUCUUGUAUGUAAAGUAUUUAGAGAGAUGGUUGAUCAAUUUCUAUCGCAAUAUUAUCUUCUUUC
This is a messenger RNA of Eutrema salsugineum, 2306 nucleotides long. Its product is annotated as probable xyloglucan 6-xylosyltransferase 5. Gene Ontology annotation, biological process: xyloglucan biosynthetic process. The transcript has 3 exons. Gene Ontology annotation, cellular component: membrane; trans-Golgi network; endosome. NCBI's taxonomy places the organism in Eukaryota, Viridiplantae, Streptophyta, Magnoliopsida, Brassicales, Brassicaceae. Bases 548 to 1870 code for a protein of 440 amino acids. The record is from RefSeq and is a predicted model, not a curated record. Gene Ontology annotation, molecular function: hexosyltransferase activity.